Molecule: messenger RNA, 1583 nt
Organism: Didymodactylos carnosus
Lineage: Eukaryota; Metazoa; Rotifera; Eurotatoria; Philodinida; Philodinidae
Source: the annotation of a GenBank genome assembly
AUGCGUAACGAAGGAUUCGCAUUGACUUCAAAGUUGCCGCUACAAAUUAAUGUUUCAUCCUGUUGGACGGCAAAAAAUUGUCAGAAAAUCAUUCUACAAGCAACGGUUUUUCAUAAAAGGACAUCCGAUCUUUUAUUGAACGAAGAAGUGGCUAUAUAUCGAAAACGCGUCUCCUUGAAACGACUUCCUCAAUCACUUGUUACAUUAGUCGAUCAUACUAUUGAUCCUCUUCGAACAAUGCUUUCUCGACCUGGUUUGGACAACGAUCGACGUGCUACCAUAGCAUUACAUUGUUCGAAAACAAUUACUCAAUAUAAAUUCGAUUUAAUGGCUUUAACUAUUGCCACAGCCGAAGAUACUGCGCGAGCUCAUGCACAAAUAGCUAUCGAUGCAAAGAAAGAGUUGCGAUUACUUGAUGGUGAUCAACCACAGUAUUCUACAGAAGAACUGAUCAAGGCUAUUGACACUCGUGAUGAAAAUAUGCAGAAACGUGCUCAACAAUUCCUCGAUCAUCAAUUGCAGUCUUUUUUCGAGCAAGCUCCGAUGGGAAUCAACGACGAUGGCAGCAGCGUUCCCGUUGGAGCAAUACUGGAAGACAAACAGGCCUAUUUCGCUUUGAAAGAUCUACUCUAUCGGCUACAAACACAAAAUUUACCGAGUAGACUAUCAUUACGCGCUCGACGUGAACGUGCACUAGUGAAAAGUAUUCAAAAUCUAUUAUGCAAACGACCGGAUAUAAUCGUUCGUCGUAUAGACAAGAGCAAAGUAUUUUAUGUGAGCAAUGCUGUUGAUUUUGCACGCAAAGGUGCAGAUUAUAUGGUCAAAACCGAAGCUUAUCGAGAGGUAACCAGUGAAUAUUCCAUCAAAGGUCAUCUCAAACCAACGACAUUACUUGUGACUUUCGAUGUCACUAUUCUUUAUACGAUGAUACCACGUCAAGGUGCUCUGGAAGCAUUGAUGGGGUUUUGGGAGAAAUAUUCGAAACGUGGUCGAAUCGGCACUUUAUCCAUUAAUGAUAUCUUAAGAAUGGCUCGUCUCGUAUUGGAUACCAAUUGUUUUGCCUAUGAUGGCAAAUAUUAUCUACAAAUUCGAGGUGGAGCCAUGGGAUCAACUUUUACUCAAACAUUGGCCAACAUUUACAUGUUGAAAUGGGAACAACCAUUAGUCAAAUAUCAACAGUUGCGCAGUGAAAUCUAUGGCAGAUAUAUCGAUGAUGUCUUUAUGACAACCAAUUCAUCACGUAAUGGGAUUACAGCCGAAUUAGAAAAGGAUAAGACAUUGGAUCAAAAUAUCGAUAUCUCGUACACAAUUCAUUCGACUGUCGAGUUUCUUGAUGUUGCUGUGAAAAAUGACAAUGGGCAACUGACAACUUCUGUUUUUCACAAACCAGCUGCUGAACCAUAUAUUCUACCGUACACAUUAGACCAUCCUCGUCAUAUUCAUCGCAAUAUCCUAUAUGCUGCUUUACUACGUGCUGCUCGAAUUUCUUCCAAUGUCCAUGAUUUCACUAUGGAACGCAUUCGUAUUGAUAUGUCCUUGCUGUUGACCGAUUAUCCACCUACAUUUAUUUCCAUGCAUACCAA